AACCGCGGUUGGUUCUCGCGAGAUUUGCCUGGAGUCGUAACGCGGAGCCAGGCGGUGGGGAAAGCUGGAGCAGCGGUUGGGGAACAUGUCGGACUCAGAGCUCGGCAGGAAGUGGGACCGGUGCUUGGCGGAUGCGGUCGUAAAGAUAGGUACUGGUUUUGGAUUAGGACUUGUUUUCUCACUUACCUUCUUUAAAAGAAGAAUGUGGCCAUUAGCCUUUGGUUCUGGCAUGGGAUUGGGAAUGGCCUACUCCAACUGUCAGCAUGAUUUCCAGGCUCCAUAUCUUCUACAUGGAAAAUAUGUCAAAGAGCAGGAGCAAUGACUUAACACUUGAGAACAUCCCAGUGGGAAGAAAAGAGAAAUCAUGUUUAUUCCUCAGGAAUACUGAAGUGCCCUGGAGUAAGCUGACAUUCUUCUGUAACAAUGUUAUCAGUAAUGCUUUAAACUCCAGCAUACCCUUUAUGUAUUUGAAAUCAAGUCUGUUUCUUGUUUUGUAUUUUCUCUGUGGAAAUUGCAAGGAGGCAGUCUUAAAAGAAAUAAACAGAAAGAGGCAGCCUGGUG
Messenger RNA from Manis javanica (Malayan pangolin), 561 nucleotides. It is a transcript of the gene MICOS10, whose product is annotated as mitochondrial contact site and cristae organizing system subunit 10. The record is from RefSeq and is a predicted model, not a curated record. Gene Ontology annotation, cellular component: mitochondrial inner membrane; MICOS complex; mitochondrion. NCBI's taxonomy places the organism in Eukaryota, Metazoa, Chordata, Mammalia, Pholidota, Manidae.